AUGUUGUCUGAUGAGGAGAUUGUAGACAAUGCCAUUAUUGUAAUGAAAGGAGGACAUGACACUUCCACAAUCCUCCUUACCUUCUUGAUCAGGCUUUUGGCUAAUGAUCCAUCUGUUCAUGCUGCUAUUGUUCAUGAACAAGAGGAGAUUGCUAAGAGCAAGGCUUAUGGGGAGCUACUGACAUGGGAUGACCUUGCCAAGAUGAAGUACACAUGGGGAGUAGCAAUGGAAACUCUAAGGCUGACCCCUCCAGUGUUUUGUAACUUCAGGACCACUGUCAAAGAUUUCGAAUAUGGAGGAUUCCUAUUUCCUAAAGGAUGGCAAGUAGUUUGGGCUGCUUUCAAGACACACAUGGAUGAGACCAUCUUUCCAGAUCCAUCAAAGUUUGAUCCAACAAGGUUUAAGGAGCAAAAUCCAGUCCCACCUCACAGUUUUGUGGCAUUUGGAGGAGGACCAAGGAUUUGUCCUGGUUAUGAGUUUGCAAGGAUUGAAACUCUGGCAGUGAUUCAUCACUUGGUCACUUCAUUCACUUGGAAGCUCUCUUCUAAACACAAUCCUUUCAGCAGAGAUCCAAUGCCAGUCUUCAAACAGGUGCAGGCCACAGUCAACAAAGUGCUAUUUGGCCUGCACUUUGUUGUGGGCCAAGCACUCAAUGUUGGCCCAGAUCCUGGUAUGAGCUAG
Molecule: messenger RNA, 681 nt
Organism: Ilex paraguariensis (yerba mate)
Lineage: Eukaryota; Viridiplantae; Streptophyta; Magnoliopsida; Aquifoliales; Aquifoliaceae
Source: the annotation of a GenBank genome assembly